GGCUCACUGGGAGGAGCGGGACUCGCGCGAGUGGACGGAGGACACGCACCAAUACAAAAGGGCUGUGGGGCCUUCUGCCACCUUUGGCCAUCCAAGAUGCCGAAAGGGAUCCUGGCCGAGUCCGGCACACUAGCGCGCCCUGCUUAGCCCCAUGGGAAACAGGCCUGGAAUUCCUGAUGGGAGGAGAGUGGGGGAAGGGGAGCCAGCAGGGAUUCCAGAGUUACUCCCUAGGCCUCCUUUGGCCACCAGGAAAAGACCCUGACCAUAGAAUGGAGAAUUCUUCUGUGACCUUACAGGGGCAGGAGGUGACCCCCAAAAUGCUUCCUUCGUGUAGGGCCACCGCUCAUUUAUUAAUCCAGUAUCCAUUAAGGUCACUCUGCCAGGCAGGGCGUUGGGUUGAUGGCUGAAGACUGUGGCUUUGUGGGGGGGAGGACUGGGCUGGUGAGGACACAAAGAUGACUGCCCUGAAGGAGCCCAGAGCCUCACACUUUUUUUUUUUCUCUCCCCUCCCCACAGGUAAGGCUGGCCUCUCUGCAGUCAGAGGUCUGAGCUCUGCCAUGGGGGUAGGGGUGUCUUUAUUGCUGCAGUUUUCUCUGACAUCCGGGGGCUACCAGAGUGUGGGCCAGAGCAGGCGCUGCAGCGGCCGAAGUAUCCCCAGGAACAUCCCCAGGAGGAGCUGGAAAAAGUCUCAUCCCCAGCUCUGCGGUCUCCAGGCAGAGGAAGAACCGAUGCUGGAACGGCGCUGUAGGGGCCACGUGUCCAUGGGCCCAACCCAGCCCCGGCUCCUUUCUGGGCCCUCCCAGGAGUCACCCCAGACCCUGGAGAAGGAGCCCAGCGGGCUGACGCAUCAGGGCACUUUGGUGGGCCAACCAGGCAAUGAAGCCCCUCGCAGGGUCCAUCGCUGUGCCCACUGUCGAAGGCAUUUCCCGAGCUGGGUGGCCCUGUGGCUUCACAGCCGGCGUUGCCAGGCCCGGCUGCCGCUGCCCUGUCCUGAGUGUAGCCUGCGCUUCCGCCACGCCCCCCUUUUGGCGCUGCACCGCCAGGUCCAUGCGGCUGCCACCCCCGAGGUGGGCUUCACCUGUCAUCUCUGUGGGCAUAGCUUCCGAGGCUGGGUGGCCCUGGUUCUGCAUCUGCGGGCGCACGCGGCUGCCAAGCGACCCAUCGCCUGUCCCGAAUGCGAGAGACGCUUCUGGCGACAAAAGCAGCUGCGAGCUCAUCUGCGGCGGUGUCACCCUCCUGCCCCUGAGGCCCGGCCCUUCAUAUGCGGCAACUGUGGCCGGAGCUUUGCCCAGUGGGACCAGCUGGUUGCUCACAAGCGGGUGCACGUGGCCGAGGCCCUGGAGGAGGCAGCAGCCAAAGCUCUGGGGCCACGGCCCCGGGGACGUCCGGCCGUGACCGCUCCCCGGCCAGGCGGAGAUGCGGUGGACCGCCCUUUCCAGUGUGCCUGCUGCGGCAAGCGCUUCCGCCACAAGCCCAACCUGAUCGCCCACCGCCGUGUGCACACGGGCGAGCGCCCGCACCAGUGCCCGGAGUGCGGGAAGCGCUUCACCAACAAACCCUACCUGACGUCGCACCGGCGCAUCCACACGGGCGAGAAGCCCUACCCGUGCACCGAGUGCGGCCGCCGCUUCCGGCACAAACCCAACCUGCUGUCGCACAGCAAGAUCCACAAGCGGUCCGAGGGCUCCUCACAGGUGGCCCCCGGCUCCGGGAGCCUCCGGCUUCCGGCCGUAGUCCCGGAGGCCUCCGCAGAGCCGCCCUCCGCGAGGCCCGCGGUGGAGCCUGCGCCCCAGGGCUCUCUGGAGCCCCCACGGGCCCAGGCGGCGGCGCCCCCGUCCCUCUACAGCUGCGAUGACUGCGGGCGGAGUUUCCGGCUCGAGCGCUUCCUGCGGGCGCACCAGCGGCAGCACACCGGGGAGCGGCCCUUCACCUGCGGCGAGUGCGGGAAGAACUUCGGCAAGAAGACCCACCUGGUGGCUCACUCCCGCGUGCACUCGGGCGAGCGGCCCUUUGCCUGCGAAGAGUGCGGGCGCCGCUUUUCCCAGGGCAGCCACUUGGCAGCCCACCGGCGCGACCAUGCCCCCGAGCGGCCCUUCGUCUGCCCCGACUGCGGCAAGGCUUUCCGUCACAAGCCCUACCUGGCCGCCCACCGGCGCAUCCACACCGGCGAGAAGCCCUAUGUCUGCCCCGACUGCGGCAAGGCUUUCAGCCAGAAGUCCAACCUGGUUUCCCACCGGCGCAUCCACACUGGCGAGCGGCCCUACGCCUGCCCCGACUGCGACCGAAGCUUCAGCCAGAAGUCCAACCUCAUCACCCACCGCAAGAGUCACAUCCGGGAUGGCGCCUUCUGCUGCGCCAUCUGUGGCCAGACCUUUGAUGAUGAGGAGCGGCUGCUGACCCACCAGAAGAAGCACGACGUCUGAGAAGGGCAGGGGAUGUGGGGGCCGAGGGAGAGAGGGCCUGGGUGGCCUUGCAACAGGAGUGUCGCAGUUGGCCUCAGGUGCCUGCGCUGGUGCUGCUGGAGGGGACAGAGAGAUCCCAGGAGGGCUAGAAGAGGCGGGAGUGAACUAGGCCCUGUUAAUGUGGGAGUCGACCCCGGUGGGCAGGGAAGGCCCUGCAGAGUAUCCGGUCUCUAGCUUGUUAGCCUCAGCUGGUAUUUCUAAGGGUCCGUUCUGACUGUCCUGUACCCUGGAAAAGUAGCAAUAGCAGCUCUAUCUACCCUUAGAGAACUCGGCUAGAAGAGCCACCAGUAGGAGGGAAGUCAUUCCGUCCUCUGGUGUUAACGCCUUAAUGUCCCAGUCUUUACCAUGAGUUACUUCAGGUCAUUUUUGAAAGUAGGUGUGGCAUAGCCCUUAGUAAAUGAAUGCUCUGGGAGGGAAAGUGGACCAGCUGGAUAUACCUUGGAGAACCUGCUGACCUUGUUAGGCAGCAGGAGAGAAGCAAGGCUGCUCUUACUGGUCCCCCUCCCCACGACCUCCUGCAUAGGUACCCAGGUUUGGAGAGGCCCGUCUACUGUUAGUGAUUCCAUCCUCUUCCUCGCCAGGAUCAAUCCCCCAGAGCAUUUCCUCCUUGGUCUGCCUGGCUUUACCCAUCAGCCCUCCCAGCACUGAGGGCUUCCCUGGCUGUUUCGUCUGAACCCAUGAGCCUCCUCCAGUCCUUCCAAAGCUCAAGACGUUAUGGGCAGGACUGGCUCACUGAUGCUGGAGGGUCAGCUGAAGGCAGGUCCUGGGUGAGCUUCCACCUGAGCACCUGGGUGGCAGGGAGCUCCCCCUCCUGAGGCCCUGGUUCUAUUGUAGGAUGAUUCUAAUUGUUAGAAAUUCUCCCUUAUGAUGAUUGAUUCUGCUUUCCUAUGAUUUCUACCUACUGGGCCUUGUUUUGUCUCUGGAUCCAAACAGAACAACCAUUUACCCUCCUUUUCAAACUAGAGAAUAAAGAUUUGGUUUUAGA
Molecule: messenger RNA, 3447 nt
Organism: Castor canadensis (American beaver)
Lineage: Eukaryota; Metazoa; Chordata; Mammalia; Rodentia; Castoridae
Gene: Repin1
Product: replication initiator 1
Biological process (GO): regulation of transcription by RNA polymerase II
Cellular component (GO): nucleus
Molecular function (GO): RNA polymerase II cis-regulatory region sequence-specific DNA binding; DNA-binding transcription activator activity, RNA polymerase II-specific
Source: RefSeq, a predicted model, not a curated record